This is a messenger RNA of Lottia gigantea (owl limpet), 1719 nucleotides long. RefSeq lists its product as hypothetical. The transcript is spliced from 11 exons. The coding region runs from base 1 to 1719 and encodes 572 amino acids. Gene Ontology annotation, molecular function: transmembrane transporter activity. Lineage: Eukaryota; Metazoa; Mollusca; Gastropoda; Lottiidae. Gene Ontology annotation, biological process: transmembrane transport; monoatomic anion transport. The record is from RefSeq and is a predicted model, not a curated record.
AUGUCUUCUACUGAUUCUAAAGUAGAUAAAACAAGAAAAGGUAAAGGCAAAGACUAUUUAUCGCCCGGAUCAUCACUAAGUUUGAGUAGCUCCAAACAUUGGGCAGGAUCUGGUUUCAGCAUUCCCCACGAUAGUGUACUAGAUAUAUCUGAAAUACCGCCACUUCCUGCAGAAAUUGAUAUUGUUCAAGUACCAUGGUGGACGUCGAAGCGGUUUCAAUUAUCCAUCAUAUGCUUCUUCGGAAGUCUUGUCGCGCAAGCCACGAGAGUGUGUCUAUCCAUAGCAAUUGUUUCCAUGGUAGCUGAUCCCAGACAAUCAUCUCAAAGUGUAAACACUACCAACUCUAUCAAUUACACGAUUAUAGAACCACAUCACACACCAGAAGGUAGAUAUUGCCCAGAUGUGGAGAAGGUGGACAAUAUAGCUGGUGAACUCCAUUGGAAUAAAAAGUUACAAGGGUUGAUUUUAGGAUCGUUCUUUUGGGGUUAUCUUUUACUACAGUUGUUCACUGGCUGGCUGAGUGCAAGAUUUGGAGCGAAGCGGGUCAUUGGAUUGUCAUUUAUUGGUAUAGUCUUGGCAACCAUGCUCAGUCCUGUCUCAGCUAGGAUUGGUCCAUACCUUUUUAUGGCAGUUAGAAUUCUGUUGGGAAUUUUUCAGUGUACCUACUACCCAUCAAUGCAGACAUUGUGGACAAACUGGUCACCGCCUCAUGAACGCAGUCGACUUUUAGGAAUUGCUUACGCAGGCAAUGCUUUAGGGAAUGCAGUUGUGUUACCAUUAGGUGGUAUAUUAUCUCGUUACGGGUUUGAUGGAGGCUGGCCCUCUGUAUUUUAUGUUAUAGGGAUGUUCAGUGCAAUUUGGACCUGUAUUUGGUUAAUAUUUUGUUAUGAUUUUCCCAGUAAUCAUCCAACUAUAUCAACAGAAGAGAAAAAAUAUAUAGAAUUUUAUUUAGGAAUACAAGAUACAGCUACAAAGAGGAAAAACCCAGUGCCUUUUGCAGCCAUUAUCAGAUCAAAAGCUGUAUAUAGUAUUAUAGUUGCUCAUUUUUGUGCCAAUUUUGGAAAUUAUUUAUUUACUACUCAACUACCAACUUAUUACAAAGAUGUUUUAAAGUUAAAAACAGAAACGAACGGAUUUUAUUCAAUGUUACCUUACCUAGUUCUGUGGAUUUUGAUGCUAUUUGCUGGAUUUUUAGCUGAUUUCAUUAUAAUGAAGAACAUGUUGUCCAUACUGAACACUCGAAAACUUAUGACAUACAUUGGAAUGGUAGGACCUGGUUUGCUGUUAAUUGGGUUAGGUUAUAUGGAAUGUGAUCAACACGCAGAAGCUAUAACUAUGGUAACCCUUACAAUCGGGUUAUGUGCCUUUCAUAUGAGUGGAUUCUUUGUGAACAUGUCAGAUAUAACACCUGCAUAUGCUGGAACUAUUAUGAGCAUCUCUAAUACGUUUGCCACUUCACCUGGAAUUAUAGCACCAUACAUAGCCGGCGUGCUAACAACCAAUGGUACACGAUCUGAAUGGCAGAUGACAUAUUAUGUUUCUGCAGGAGUUUUAAUGGCCGGAUCACUAUUUUACGGUCUACUGGCUGAGGGCGAAGUCCAGUCAUGGGGCCAUGUACAUCAUAUAAGAGAAGAAGAAAUUGGUCUCGCAGUUGAUGAUACGACUGUUAAGCAUGAUGCUAAAAGUAUCAACAAACUUUCUACAGACAAUAUUGCGUGA